UGCGCCUGCGCAGUGGCCCCUGCCGCCUCCGGGAAGAUGGCGGAGUACGUGCAGGUGGCCAAGAGGGCCAUGCAGCAGCUCGGGGGCCACGGCGGGAUUCGCGGGGCGGUGCUGCAGUUGCUCAGAGUGAAUGAUCUAAAGACCGGCGCGCUAGUUGGUGUUGAUAAGUAUGGGAACAAAUACUAUGAAGAUAAAAGAUACUUUUUUGGUCGUCAUAGGUGGGUUAUAUACACUAAGGAAAUGAAUGGUAAGAACACAUUCUGGGAAGUGGAUGGAAGUAUGGUGCCUCCUGAAUGGCAUCGUUGGCUUCACUGUAUGACAGAAGAUCCACCAACGACACAUCCACCAGUGAGUCGAAAAUUCAUUUGGGAGAAUCAUAAGUUCAAUCUGAGUGGUACUCCUGGACAAUAUGUGCCCUAUUCUACCACCCGCAAGAAGAUACAAGAGUGGGUCCCACCUUCUACACCUAGCAAAUGAAGUCAUUUGAUGAUUUGCAAAGAAUCAAACUUACAGUAUGAACUGUAUCUUUCUUCUGUAUUUAAAAUAAAAGUCUUUGAUCAAAA
Molecule: messenger RNA, 563 nt
Organism: Anolis sagrei ordinatus
Lineage: Eukaryota; Metazoa; Chordata; Lepidosauria; Squamata; Anolidae
Gene: NDUFA12
Product: NADH:ubiquinone oxidoreductase subunit A12
Biological process (GO): mitochondrial respiratory chain complex I assembly; response to oxidative stress
Cellular component (GO): membrane
Source: RefSeq, a predicted model, not a curated record